Molecule: messenger RNA, 813 nt
Organism: Knipowitschia caucasica
Lineage: Eukaryota; Metazoa; Chordata; Actinopteri; Gobiiformes; Gobiidae
Source: the annotation of a GenBank genome assembly
AUGUUUGAGUCCAGAGACAUCCACGGCCAGUACACAGACCUGCUCCGGCUCUUUGAGUAUGGCGGCUUCCCUCCUGAGGCCAACUACCUGUUCCUGGGAGACUACGUGGACCGGGGGAAGCAGUCCCUGGAGACCAUCUGCCUGCUGCUGGCCUACAAGAUCAAAUACCCAGAGAACUUCUUCCUCCUUAGGGGCAACCAUGAGUGCGCCUCCAUCAACCGCAUCUACGGCUUCUACGACGAGUGUAAGCGCCGGUUCAACAUUAAACUGUGGAAGACAUUCACAGACUGCUUUAACUGCCUGCCCAUCGCUGCCAUCAUCGAUGAGAAGAUCUUCUGUUGCCACGGAGGUCUGUCGCCUGAUCUGCAAUCCAUGGAGCAGAUCCGCCGCAUCAUGAGGCCCACAGAUGUACCAGACACAGGCCUGCUGUGUGACCUGCUGUGGUCCGACCCAGAUAAGGACGUGCAGGGCUGGGGAGAGAACGACCGCGGCGUCUCCUUCACCUUUGGGGCCGAUGUGGUCAGCAAGUUCCUCAACCGCCACGACCUGGACCUCAUCUGCAGAGCGCACCAGGUUGUGGAGGACGGAUACGAGUUCUUCGCCAAACGGCAGCUGGUCACGCUGUUCUCGGCGCCCAACUACUGCGGCGAGUUUGACAACGCGGGCGGCAUGAUGAGCGUGGACGAGUCGCUCAUGUGCUCCUUCCAGAUCUUAAAGCCGUCGGAGAAGAAGGCCAAGUACCAGUAUGGCGGGGUGAACGCUGGCCGGCCCGUGACCCCCCCGCGCACCGCCCAAGCCCCGAAGAAGAGGUGA